This is a messenger RNA of Cottoperca gobio, 711 nucleotides long. RefSeq names its product golgin subfamily A member 4-like. The annotation marks the transcript as partial. The transcript has 3 exons. Gene Ontology annotation, molecular function: small GTPase binding. Gene Ontology annotation, biological process: Golgi vesicle transport. NCBI's taxonomy places the organism in Eukaryota, Metazoa, Chordata, Actinopteri, Perciformes, Bovichtidae. Gene Ontology annotation, cellular component: Golgi apparatus. The record is from RefSeq and is a predicted model, not a curated record.
AUGGUCACUCUCAGUCUAUCGACCAGGCUUGAUGAGCUGCAGCGAGAAAUCUCCGAAAAGAACGAAGCCCUGCAAAGGCUGACGGCGAGUAUUGACAAUCAGUCCAUCAGCAAGUCUGAGAUGGACCAAGUGUUGAGCGAGAAGGAGCAGAAGCUCGGCGGGCUCACCUCGGAGCUGGAGAGUUGCAUCAGUCGACUUGGCGAGCUUCAGGAACAGAGAUGGUGGAGAAACUUCGCUCCCCUCGAGGAAGACAACCAAACGUGCAAACACAAGCUCGACAGUCAAAGGGAGGAAUUCGAAAGGGUGAACGACGAGAUUAUCAAGAGCAAAGAGGAGAGUCUGAAGGCAGCUGAGGAGAAGUCAUCUGCGGAGAGCGCUCGGAAAGUCUCGGAGCUGAAGAAGAAAGCUGAGCAGAAAAUUGCUCAGAUUAAAAAACAGCUCACCUCGCAGCUCGAGGAGAAAGAGCAGGCGAUCAAGGCUCUUCAGGCGGGUCUGGAGGAAAUCAAGAGCAAUGAAGCGUCCGGCAAACAACACACAGAAACGCUAGAGGAGAAAACAAAAGCUCUCGAGGAAGCGCUCGUCAUGCUUAAGGAAGAGCAGGAGAAAGAACUUGAACGGAUUCUGAGUUCUGAGAGGCUCGAGAAAGAAAAGUCUUUAGAGGAACUGAAAAACGUGUACGAAGAGAAGCUGUCCUCACUCCAGAGAGAUGCG